Messenger RNA from Oncorhynchus mykiss (rainbow trout), 1033 nucleotides. NCBI's taxonomy places the organism in Eukaryota, Metazoa, Chordata, Actinopteri, Salmoniformes, Salmonidae. The record is from RefSeq and is a predicted model, not a curated record.
GUCGCGAGCCCUAGUUUGGGAAACGCGGUCAUAAACUGACGCGUUCUCGAAUAGAAGACCAUUACUAGGCGCGUGGCUUGCAUGGAGAUGUCUGCUUUAUACCUCGCUCUGCUUCUGUUCUCCGAGCAUGUUAUCGACGGGAUAACCAGAUCUUACGAAGGCACUGAGUUAGCGACAACACCGACAGUCACCUCCCCGUUACCGGAGCGAUGGCGGCGGCGGGACAAGCGGGGCUUGUUGGAGUUGGCGGGCGUCGUUAAAUGCAGCACUGGGAGGUCGGCGGUGGCUUACAUCAUGUAUGGAUGUUACUGCGGGCUGGGAGGCCAGGGAUGGCCUCGAGACAAGGCUGACUGGUGCUGUCACAAGCAUGACUGUUGCUAUGGGAAGGCUGAGAAUCUGGGUUGUCAGACCAAGACGGACAAGUACCAGUGGACCUGUGAGAACAAGAUGUCCAACUGCGAGUCUCUCAAGAACAGAUGUGACAAGAUUCUGUGCAGGUGUGACCGGGAGGCGGCCAGGUGUCUGAGGAGAGCUCCCUUCAUCCCUAAAUACUCUGUCUGGCCCGACUUCAUGUGUGGAUACGAACAGCCCACCUGUACCCGUCACUGAUGCUGUUACACAGUGUGUGUGUGUGUGUGUGAGAGACUAGUGUUUUCUCUUGUUUGUCCUGGCUAGUGGUGUGUGUGUGUAAUAAAGACCUACAGUACUUUACCCUCUGUCCGUCUGAUGGGCACGGCCCAUGGGUCUGAUUAACAGUGUGAUUCUAUCACCAUGACAGACCUGGUGGGGGUGUAUCAUUAAGUCAAUGACUGAGGACUCAAACAGCAGUUCUAUAAACAGCUUGUAGACUGACAUUUUCAAACGUACAAAAGAAAACAGUAAGGACAUUAUUCUAAUGGCGUGUUAGAGUCUAAUGGCGUGUUAGAGUCUAAUGGUGUGUUAGAGUCUAAUGGUGUGUGUGUUAGAGUCUAAUGGUGUGUUAGAGUCUAAUGGCGUGUGUGUUAGAAUCUAAUGGUGUGUUAGAAUCUAAUGG